Molecule: messenger RNA, 4964 nt
Organism: Pseudophryne corroboree (corroboree frog)
Lineage: Eukaryota; Metazoa; Chordata; Amphibia; Anura; Myobatrachidae
Gene: AVPR2
Product: arginine vasopressin receptor 2
Exons: 4
Coding region: 367-1455 (362 amino acids)
Biological process (GO): regulation of systemic arterial blood pressure by vasopressin; G protein-coupled receptor signaling pathway; positive regulation of vasoconstriction
Cellular component (GO): plasma membrane
Molecular function (GO): vasopressin receptor activity; peptide binding
Source: RefSeq, a predicted model, not a curated record
CCUCAUUCAGUUCACAAUACACAAGUAACAGCUACGAGCUCCUGUCAAAGACACAACUACACCAGUGCAGCCUGCCUGCUGCAUCCAAGCUCCCAAAGUCUAAACCUGCCCUUUAUUCUGUAUCUGCUGUGGAUCUGGAAAACCUGAGAGUGUCACUCUGCAAGUGCAGGACAUCAGGACACUCUUGUAGCUUUGGAUUUAUUUAUACAACCAGCUGACAGAUGCCAGGAUAGGGGGACCUCUAUCAUACCAAUUUGCAUCACAAGAAAGACGACGCUGCAUCUGUAUGAUGGAAAUGAAAGAGGUUGACUCAAAGACAAGCCAAGGGCAUCUGAGAAACCUACAUUACAGAGUAUAGCACUAAAGAUGUCGGUGACCCAUAGCCCUUUUACUAGUAUCAGUACCAAUAUCACCGGUGAAGACUCGGACAAGAGAAACCCUUAUGUAGCACAAUGGAACAUUGCUCUUCUCACAAUCGUCUUCGGUUUCGCCACCUUUGGCAACUGCCUCGUCCUCUUCACUCUCCUGAGGCGACGGAAGCAUAAUGCCCUCAUGCACACCUUCAUGAUCCACCUCUGCCUGGCGGAUUUGGUGGUUGCUUUCUUCCAGGUUUUGCCACAGCUUAUCUGGGAUAUCAUUGACCGCUUUCAAGGCCCAGAUUUCCUCUGCCGGUCGGUUAGAUACUUCCAGGUAGUGGGGAUGUUUGCCUCUUCCUACAUGAUUGUGGCCAUGACGUUUGACCGGCAUCAAGCCAUCUGUCGGCCACUGAUGACUUUUAAAAAGGGAUCUGCCCGAUGGAACAUCCCCGUCUGCUUGGCUUGGGUGGCCUCUGCAAUCCUCAGUCUUCCACAGAUAUUUAUAUUCUCCAGAACAGAGGUCCACCCGGGGGUGUAUGACUGUUGGGGCAAUUUUGUGAAGCCGUGGGGUGUUAGGGCCUACGUGACUUGGAUAACACUGGCAGUCCUCAUCCUGCCUGCUAUGUUCAUUACAACGUGCCAAGUGCUGAUCUUCAGAGAGAUUCACCAUAGCCUGUACUUGGGGACAGAGCGGUCACCGGGGUCAAGGAGAAAAGGAAAGCUGAUUGGUGGUAUGAAUGGCAUGCCGCCAGUGUCAGACUCCGGGGUGACCAAUGCCAUGUCUAAGACUGUGAGGAUGACGCUCGCUAUUGUGCUCAUAUAUGUGGUAUGCUGGACUCCAUUUUUCAUUGCUCAGCUUUGGAACGUCUGGAACGAAGCCUCGGGAACCAGCCAUUCUGCUAUCCAGAUCCUCAUGAUUUUGGCUAGUUUAAACAGCUGUACCAACCCUUGGAUAUACACCAUCUUCAGCAGCAGCGUCUCCAAAGAUGUACAAGCCAUCUUGUGUUGUGGCUGUAGGACAAAACAACGCAAAAACUCUUUGCCUGAAGACUCUUGUUUCACUGGUUCCACUACCUUACCCAAGGAGUCUCUGUAUUGAGUACAGUUUGGCAGACAUUUUUGAUGGCAUUACUGUACCAUAAGUGACGUGUUAUAUGCACCCAGGCCAGGUAGGAAGCAUGUGGCGAAAAAUAAGGAGGACGGUGGGGAAAACAUCAUCUAUUCCCAACAAAUGGGUUCUCAUAUCGAUCUGAGAUAAAUGAAUAGAUUAUGAAUAGAUGUGUACGUGAUCACAACUUUUUCUUAUCUAUAAACAAUUUUUGUUUUAUUAUCAAGCUGCACCUUAUAUAUCCAUAACAUGAAGGAAACAGAUAUCUGUUAUACCACGGAGGAUGUGAGUGUGAAUAUGUCAUGUGUUAAAGGAAGAGUUAUUCUGAGGAAUGGCGUACUUAAAACUUUUCCAUGCAUAAAGAAAUAAAGGACUUGCCAUGGGUACAACUAAUAGCCCAACAAAGGACAACUGUUGCACCCCUUACUGUACUGUCCAAAGCAAAUUCAAUGAAGUGUUGCUGUAUGGAGAGCCCAAGAGCAAGAAUUCACAAUGAAUCUUCUAUUUCUACGAACAAUAUCAAAUAAUUUAUAGGAAUACAAUACAUGUCCACACUAUAUUCAUGUGAUACAUUGUGCAAGGGUGUUUCAUAGUUUUAAAGCUACUGUCUUAUAAUGUAAAACAAAAAAUCGCUGUCAACUUUCCUGUAAUAUAUAUAUAGAGACUGACAUAUUACUGAUUGCUAUUUAUUUGGAGCAGGAUUAUCGCUCUGUAACUAUUCACCCAUUUGUGAUUUUCUGAGAUAUAUAUGAAUUUACUGAGUAAAGAAUGUACUAAGCUCACAAAUAAUGUUUUAUUUUCAUCACAAGUUGUUAAUUAUUCUACACAGUGUAUAGUUAAUGGAAUCUCUAUGAUCUGUGCCGUCUACAGCAGGGCUAUCGUGUAUAGAAUAAAUUACUUUUAAUUAGGCUGCUUUGAUCACUGUUUGCUGCCAGAGAGGCAUGUACCACAGUAAGGAAAUCUCUGGCUGUCAGGAUGUUAAGGGGGAUUAUAUAUUUAACCUUUAUUAAGGUGCCAUAUUAACCGAACUAACAGAUGUCUGCCUUCUGCCCCAAAUAUGUGAAUCCCUAUAGAAGGCUGGGGAAGUUGUACUCAAUGUACAGAUUCUGUUUUGUUAAAUGUACAUAGUGGAUAACUCAUUGACAUGGUUGUCAUGUAAAAUUACUUGCCUGUUGUGCGCCAGUGAAUAGAUUCUCACAUAUGCAUCAGUGCACUUAUUUUGGGAGAGAACCAAACACUGUCUCAUAAAACAUGAUUGAUUGAGCGGAACUUGUUAAAAAAAUAAAAAAAUAAAAAAAAUUAAUCUUAGCAUAUGGAUUCCUCCUGAAAUGGACAAUAGAACCGGGCACUUAUAGUACAUAUCUAUAAAGAGACAAGAACUAACAAUAAUGAACAAUAAGAAGCACAUUUGAGAAUCCUAAUAUUAUAAUGCUGUGAUCAUUAUAUAAAUAAUAUUAUAAGUGGACCUUGUCGCUAUGUUUUAUUUUUUUCCUCAUUGAAUAUAGACAUUUAAAUUCAUGUAGUCUCCUGUAAUCCUUUCCUUAGUUAAUGGUUUGCUGUUAUCAACAAAUCUCCUCUUGUGCUUUCCAUUUUCGGAGUAACCUUUCCCCAGCUCCAGUGGUGCUUCGGGGAACUCACUGAUCGCAGGUUAUGCCAUUUGUCACCGUACAGUACGAACAGAAGUGAGAUAAUAACAGUCAGCUAUACAAAGAGGAGUCGUUUUGCCUUCUGGAUCAUUAUUCGUGUUAUUUACGGCCGCUGUAGCUUUUACCAAGAGGCCAGGAAAUCUCCGUCUUCCAACGUAGAGCCUGGCCACAGCACUCCCACAAAAUGGAGGCGACACACCUUCGUUUUAGGAAAUGGAGGCGGCCCUCGCCGACCCCCUCUCUGCCCCCAAAUGACUGCAUACUGUCAGUGACUUGCAGUCUGCAUACACUCUGCUUCCAAUGAUGCACAGUGCGGAUCCUGCAUAUGCGCAAAGUGCAGAAGAUCGGUAUUUUGCGACAGGUGCAUCAGCAACAUCGGGAUCUGAAUCAGGUCAGUAGUGCUUUGGAAGGGGAAUCUGAUGUUGCCUGAGCGCAUCUCAUACACAGCGGAGGAGAGUUUCUGCAGGUCUGUAUUAGCCACCCAAGUGGCCAUAUUUACAUUUCCUCCUGGAAUUUGCAGAUGCAAUCAGUUAACAAUGGAGGCUUCAGGAGAGUUUAAUGUGACUCGAGGCACAGGACAAUAGAGGCACUGUGCCUCUAUUUGCAAGAGGACGAUGUUUUCAGUCUGCGUAGUCCUGUUGGUUACGUACACAGACGCAGAUCGAAAAAAUCUCAUUGGUCCUUUUUCUUGCAAGCUAACUUGCAAGCUAACUUGCUCUUACAAACUUGCAAGUAAAAAUCUAUUUAUCAAAAAUGCUAUGGUCUAUUAAUAUUAUUAUAUAGGAAUACACAUCAUGUGUUUGACAAGCUCUGGACUGUCUAAAUAAUGCGCUAUAUUCUUAGUCAUGACAGUUUUUCAGCAUUGUACAGGUUGAGUAUCCCUUAUGCAAAAUGCUUGGGACCAGAGGUAUUUUGGAUAUCGGAUUUUUCCGUAUUUUGGAAUAAUUAGAUACCAUAAUGAGAUGUCAUGGUGAUGGGACCUAAAUCUAAGCACAGAAUGCAUUUAUGUUACAUAUACACCUUAUACACACAGCCUGAAGGUCAUUUUAGCCAAUAUUUUUUGUAACAUUGUGCAUUAAACAAAGUGUGUCUACAUUUACACAAUUCAUUUAUGUUUCAUAUACACCUUAUAUACACUGCCUGAAGGUCAAUUAAUACAAUAUUAUUAAUAAUUUUGUGUAUUAAAUAAAGUUUGUGUACAUUAAGCUAUCAAAAAACAAAGGUUUCACUAUCUCACUCUCACUCAAAAAAGUCCGUAUUUCGGAAUAUUCCGUAUUUCGGAAUAUUUGGAUAUGGGAUACUCAACCUGUAAUGGAAUUGUGUAUGCUGCUUCUCUUCAAUGGUUACUUAUGCCUUUUGUAUACUUCAUAUGUGAUACAUCCAGAUAAAUACAUUCUUUUGGACAGUAAUAUAUUUAUGUAUUGUAAAACGUGCACUAAUGAGAUAAAUAUAUAAGCCUGAAAUGUUUGUAAUGUUUAUAUUUAACUAAAUCUAGCUCAGGAAGUUGACAUAACGUCCAUCACUUUGGACAAUAUAGAUUCCUGAGUUAUUGACUUGUAAGAUUCUAGGUAAGAGCAAUAGAGUGUACGGAUAGGCGGCUUCAAACACGGGGUUAUAGUCACUGUUUUCACAGCAAUAUUGAAGAGGAAUAACUGACAGGUUGUGCUUUACCAUUUCAGCUUUUUGGCUUACAUGAGCGGUGUUCUGUUGAAUGAGUGAUUUAAGAUGCUUAUGCUGGAUGGUUGAAUAGGAAAAUUUAGACAGGCUGGUUUUCCAUUAUGCACCAAAUGUGAAUAUUUCUAUUUUUAUUUCUUCAUUAUCACUUUUUUUGGGGGGGAGGGGGGGGUGAUUUUG